UGCAAUAAAAAAAUCAAUAUAAUAUGUAUAUUCAGUCGUAAUAUAUAAUAUGUAUUUGACUCGUUAGUGUUUUUUAAAACCUAUCUAGAUGUGAAUAUUUUCAUACCAAAAAAAUAUUAUGGAACGCUACUACAGUUUCAUAUUUGUGACCGUAUUUUUAGUCAAAACAAUAAUUUCUAAUAAAAACAUUGAAGACACUGACGUUUCAGUUGAUAUAGAAACCCCUAAGAUAAGUGGAAGGAAUUUGGAUAUUUUUGGGUACAAUUCAAAACCUAUUACAUUGAAAUGGCAGUUAGGAAUGAUACCUUAUUACAUAGAUACUAAGACCUACGAUCCAAUAAUAUUUAAACGUAUUCGCGCGGCUAUGAACACCAUCGAAGGUGCGUCUUGUAUCCUCUUUAAGCCCAUGGAUGGUAUACCCACAAGAAGUAAUGGCUCUUGGCUACAUUUCACCAAUCCUUUGAAUGAGCGAGAGUGCGUCCAUGAGCCGGAACUUGGCGAGGAUGGGGAAUUGAAAAUAGUUUUGGGUUUCGAAUGCAUGAGCCGCCGGGAGGUACUCCAUUCGGUGAUGCACGCGCUCAGCUUCAAAGACGAAGUGUCGCAUCCACAGCGGGACCAAUACGUCAGGAUCGUGUGGCAAAACAUUCAGCCAAAGUAUCGACCUCUAUUUCGGAUACAGCUCGAUGAAGAUCGGACUAAGACUUUGGUAGAGUACGAUCCGAUGAGCGUCAUGCAUUUCCAUGACCGCGCGUUUACUGUUAACGGAGGAGCGACUAUCACACCUCUGGUUCCCGGAUUAGUGAUAAAUCCGUCAGAAAACCUAUCACAACUAGACAAAAUGAAGCUGAGAUUGUACUUCGGACAUGAAUGUAACAAGCGUAAGGUUGGGGAUAUACUGGACACUUGUAAGAACGUGCUGCACGAUAGUCCUCAGAAAGAUAAACUUAUGCAAGAAAUAAAUCAAUCAGCAUCGAACGAGUCAAAUAGCUCUGAAUUUAAUGAUGAUGAAAAAUCUUAAUUACAUUACAUUCCUGAAAUAUAUACUUAUUGUACGACUAGUACUUGAAUGAAACUUCUUGACAAUAAAUCCAUUUUUAAUUCGUAGGUUCAAUCCAACAUUUCAAAUAUAAAUUUAGUAAGAC
Molecule: messenger RNA, 1142 nt
Organism: Manduca sexta (tobacco hornworm)
Lineage: Eukaryota; Metazoa; Arthropoda; Insecta; Lepidoptera; Sphingidae
Product: seminal metalloprotease 1-like
Exons: 6
Coding region: 119-1018 (299 amino acids)
Biological process (GO): proteolysis
Molecular function (GO): metalloendopeptidase activity; zinc ion binding
Source: RefSeq, a predicted model, not a curated record